Messenger RNA from Biomphalaria glabrata, 561 nucleotides. Its product is annotated as serine/threonine-protein kinase Nek4-like. Gene Ontology annotation, biological process: peptidyl-serine phosphorylation; autophagy; autophagosome organization. The record is from RefSeq and is a predicted model, not a curated record. Gene Ontology annotation, cellular component: cytoplasm; autophagosome. Gene Ontology annotation, molecular function: ATP binding; protein serine/threonine kinase activity. NCBI's taxonomy places the organism in Eukaryota, Metazoa, Mollusca, Gastropoda, Planorbidae. Bases 1 to 561 code for a protein of 186 amino acids. The transcript is spliced from 5 exons.
AUGGCGAUUGAAGUGCUGAGUGUCUCUGAUAAGAAUGUCAACAAUCUUUUGUUUUCUCUGUACGCGUUAGUCAACCGCCGCCGCAGUGGACAACGUCACGUUGCUCACAGAGACUUGAAAACGGACAACAUUUUGAUCACAGAAAAAAAAGUUCUCAUUGCUGAUUUUGGCUUCUCUGAUAUCUUGCCCAAUGAGGAUACAAUGGCGACCCAAAGAAAAGGAACUGUGGUGUACAUGUCCCCAGAACAGUUUUUAAAGAGGCCAUUUGACCCUUUUAAAUGUGACAUGUUCGCUCUUGGAGUAGUGCACUGGUGUAUGGUUUUCAAAGUGAAUGUUUUGAAUCAAGAUACCAUGGAACCAAUGAUGGAAACAGUCAGAACUAAGUUGUCGCCUACUAGUAUAGACAGACUCAUUUUGACCAAUCUCUUAGAAUAUCAACCUGAAGAAAGACUGUCCAUCUUUGAACUCAUCUUCUUGAUGGAGGAAUCUUGUUUCUCACACAGGAUAGCCAAACUUAAAGCUUUUAAAAUUCACAAAGAUGAUACAUUUUUACCUUCAUAA